AUGUUAGCGGCAGACUUUGCUGGAAGCUAUAGGACGACCAAGUCACGUCCUGGAGCUUCAAGCUUCAAGAAAGAGAUUGAGCCAAUUCGUCGGGAGAAGCCGAUCCUGCCUCGAGAUUGCCUCGAGGCUCCGCGAUCAAGUCAGGCAGAUUUGGACUCACAGCUAAGUGGGUACGGUCUCUUACUCCUCUCACUUCGUCCGGUGAUAUUGUGCAGUGCUCGCCGAGACCGGCAGGUUUACACGCUCGUCUCGCGCUACACUGUCCUUCAUCUAGCUCCUACGUGCUUCAGGUCUUUCUCUCCUCCCAAGGUCCGCUCUUUGACAGACCUAAACGCUUCUAAACAGGACACUCAUCCUAGAAGAAAAUUGGUAGCAGUUCCUGAGGAGAGUGUGCUCGCGGUAGAACAGUGUCCGGACGAUUUCGAGCAAAUUUCCUACGACGAGCUUCGAGUUUCCAUCCUCCUUGGAAGUUCUUCUGGGUUUCCCGAACCUUCCGACGAUCAGACCCCGGUAUACCAGUCGUUCCUGUCUCGAUCUCGUUCGUCACUUUCUCGUCUUCGCAAAUCAUCCAAGUUUUCGCCGAAGAGACAGCAAAAGGCUUCGAAACAGUCUAGCUACGACAAUCUAACGCAGUCCCAGCCUACCCCCACCAACAAACGGGCGCUUGUACUUGCUUUUCCUCGACCACCUGCUUCCGAACGCGAUUCAUCCCCAGAACCGUCUGGAUCAUCAGCUCACACGAGAUCCUGGGACGCGAACCCUCUAGGCACUGACAGUCAGGAAAUCGUUCGUUUUCGUCGCGUCGAUAAGACCACUCCUACUUCCCCACCUAUCUCAGUCGAAUCCUACAGCAGUUCGAACCCACUUGCAAAAGCUCUCAAACGCCUUCGAAGGUUUGCUAAGAGCAGAUCGUCUCUCCAUCUCCAUCAUCAGUCCCCACCGCAAGUACGCGAGGUUUUUCCUAGCACAUCUGAUAAAGGAGAACCGAACUGCCCGCCAGCAGGAACACCAUCCCUUGAUCGAUCUGUCGGGCUUCCAGAGCUUUCGUUCGAACAGGUCGAUUUCUCGUUCCUAGACGAGCGGGAUUCUUGGCGAUUCUCUGUAGCCUACCAAAGAGAUCGCGGAACACUAUCCGAGACUCCUCACCAGCCCUAUCUUCUCGAGAGUCCACCUCAGCUUCAACUAGUUCGCUACGAAGUUGUAGAUCCUCGUGACUUAACCGCAUCUCCGGUAUCAACAUUUAGCAAGUUUUCGCCGACAGCGACACCAUUACCUCCAGGAUCUCCCUCUUGGUUAUCUCGAAACGUAGCAGAGAUCCAAACACUUGAAGACAAUUCUCCUAUCUUGCGAAUUCCUCCGCCAUCUCCGCGGCCAUUGCCAAUCCUCCCUCGAUCUCUCCUUCCGGUUUCAUCUUCAGAGAAUAGAGUUUCUCAGAUCUAUCGCGACCUCGCAAUUGACGCACCGGAAAGUCCGCAUUCCACAGCUUCUUCGACUACUCUUUUUGCCGCUUCCAGACGUGAUUCAGCUCUAAGCCAAUCGUCAAGAAUCGAUCAACAGUCUCCCUCUGUUAAUCGAUUGUCAGUCGUCCACUAUCGCGAAUCGUUUAUUGAGAGUGGCAGCAACAGACAUUCCUGGGUCGCCUACGAGUCGAUUGCGUAUUCUUCUGAGAAAGGCACUCUCGUUACUGACGCUGCGGAGACCUCAACCGGUUCUCCUCUGAAUUUCUUUCUUCUAUCCUCUAACGCUGAAGAUCAGCCCUUACCUCCUCUAACUCUCCUCGAGUCUGGUAAUCCCAUCGCAUCUCUCCCCGAUCAGCCAGCUACAUCACUUGCUCUAUCGCAAACCUCCCGUCGUCCAUAUUCCAUUUUUGUUCCUUCCCAGCGGGAAUCGCAAGACUUCGGCUACGACCAUUUUCCCAUUCCGAGCUAUCUCGUCACCCUGGUCCAGAACGCUUUCCGCAGCUCCCAAUUGAUUCACAUGCCCGUCGACGCGUACGGCAAAGAGAUUGAAACGGUCGAUUGGGGCAAUGAGCCGGACUACUCAAACUACGAGUGGUUCAAGGAACCACCGCCACGUCCAGAGCCUGCACCAUCAGCCACGGAGAACUACGUACCCCAGCCUGGCGUUGUCGAGCAGAACAACAUGUUCACUUACGCGCUGAGCAGUGCGCCGAACGUGCUCUAUGCGCGUUACAAGCAGUAUGGCCAGCUCGGUGUGCUAGGAUGGUGCUCCGAAUUCAGCGAGAUGAUCGACGCACUGAAGACCCUCGGGUUUGAGGGGAACAUGUUCGUGGCAACGCGGACGCAGGCUCUGAAGACGUGCGAGGAGAUCCUCCGGCUGAAGCUCAAGAUUGACAUGCAAAUCAUCGUGAUGUACCUCUCUUCCCAGGUCGCGCGGCUCCGCAGAUUCCUGGACGGGGAGCGUCAGUGGGAUGAUUACCCGGAGUUGUCAUUCCCGAUCGACCCAAGGCAGUACACAUAG
Molecule: messenger RNA, 2481 nt
Organism: Sparassis crispa
Lineage: Eukaryota; Fungi; Basidiomycota; Agaricomycetes; Polyporales; Sparassidaceae
Exons: 10
Coding region: 1-2481 (826 amino acids)
Source: RefSeq, a predicted model, not a curated record